Molecule: messenger RNA, 659 nt
Organism: Tetrahymena thermophila SB210
Lineage: Eukaryota; Ciliophora; Oligohymenophorea; Hymenostomatida; Tetrahymenidae
Product: kinase domain protein
Exons: 3
Biological process (GO): protein phosphorylation
Molecular function (GO): ATP binding; protein kinase activity
Source: RefSeq, a predicted model, not a curated record
AUGUAAUUUUAGUCUUAAUUAUUGCAGAAAUCAGAGCAACUAAGCUAAAUUCAAAAAUCUAUUAUUGAAAAAUAAUAGAAAAAGAAGAGUGAAAUCUUAGAACUCUCUUAAUCAUCCAAAAAUCAAAAACAUUUCAAAAAUUUAAUCUAAAUGUUUGAUGUCCUUCAGUAAAAACCCUUUAAGGCAUAAGAAUAUGAAACUAUUCUAAAGUUACUUUAGAGUAUUCCUAAAUAUGACAGCAAUUUUGAAUUCAUUUCUGUAGGUGCGAAAGGUUUGGUCCUUGGAACUUUUAACAAAACUUUAGGAUUUAAAACAGUUUUAAAGAUUCAAUAAGUUCAAUCUAAACAUGAAGUUGUUCAAGAAGUUGGAAUCAUGAGAGAUUGCUAAAUGCCUCUUGUCAUUAAGUUUUAUGGCUAUUUCUACUUGUCAGUCAAUAAAAAUGAUGAUUUUGUAGUUUAUGAGAUAGAGAAAUGUUCUGGUAACUUAAAAUAGUAUUUGACAAGACUUCAAAAAGAAAACAUUGCCCUUACUGAUAACCAAAAAAUGCAAAUUGCUGUAUAGAUUAUUGAUGUUGUAAAUUAUCUCAAUUAUAAUGGAAUUGUUCACAGAGAUAUCAAAUUAGAUAACAUUCUCUAUAUUGAAAGUUAAUCUGAUGUUCC